This is a messenger RNA of Paramecium tetraurelia, 3483 nucleotides long. RefSeq lists its product as uncharacterized. The transcript has a single exon. Lineage: Eukaryota; Ciliophora; Oligohymenophorea; Peniculida; Parameciidae. The record is from RefSeq and is a predicted model, not a curated record.
AUGAUCAUUGAUCCUAUGAGAAAAACACAUAGCAACGGAUUUACUUUAAAUCGAAGAAAAUAAAUAAAUGGAAAAAAACUAGAAAAUGGUACCCAAUAAGAGGAUAUUGUCUUAAAUGAAGGAGAAAAAUAAGUAAAUUCAAAUCCUAUCCCAAAAUUUAAAUAUCAGUUGACCAAAUAAGUUGCCAAUGACAAAGUAGAAAUAGUAGAGGCAUAAGAUACAUAACCAGGAUAUGAAAUGAUUGCAAGAAUAACAAAAGAGAAUUCAUUUGAUUUAGCCUAUAAAGCUAAGUUAAUUGAUUUCAUUGAGAAAUUUUAUCUUAAUGGUUAUUUCUAAUUAUGUCUUUAUUUUCCUCAUAGAUUGGGAGAAAAAUAAAAAAAUGAAUUAGAAUAUAAAUAUAAAGAUCUAUAACUUUCGAUUAAAGAAACAUAGUUUGAGAAAGCAGAUUAUUUGUUUUAUAAAUAGAUUUAUUAAUUCAAAGGUUAGGAAAAGUUUGGAAUCACUCCUGCUUUAUAGAUGCUUAUAUUUGAUUAAGUCAUAUUGAAGGACAUGGCUGAUGAAGCAUAAUAAUCUGGAUUUGAUUUUGUAUGUAAUUUUAACAAAUUAUAAUGCUCCAUCCCACCUCCUACUAACACAAUACAAGGUGUCAUGGAUAACAUAUAGUAUUUUGUGAAUAAUAUAUAAAAAAAAUUAGAUGAAUAUUAUAUACUUAAUAUUGAAACUCAAACAAAAUAGGAAUCUAACAUAAUCUAUAAUUUGGUGAAAUAAUAUCAAUCAAAGUUUACAGAUAUUUUAGGUACAAAUUUUGACCCUGUCAUCAUUAAUCUCAAAGAAUUAAAAGAUGGAAAUGGAACAAAAUACCCUGAUGAUUUUAUUUCUUAAAUCAAAUAAACAUUAAAAUAUGACAAAUUCUAUUUAGUUAUAGAAAAAAAGGAUAAAGACUUAAGUUUAUUUCAAUAAGAAUUCAUAAAACUUAUCUAUAAAAAUAAUUUUGUUUAAUAUGAUUCUAAGGAAAUAUCUAUUCAAUUUAGUGAAUGUUUAGAAACUGAAAUUCUUGCUUAAUAAUUGGAAGAUUUGUAAGAAAAGUUUAAGAAUAUAAGUAUCACAGCAUCACAACCAAAGUAAAUUAAGUAGAAUUAAUUUGAAAUUAAAUUUAGUUUUGAAACCUGGCUAAGUAAUAAGGAAAAAACUUAUAAUGUUGAGGAACUCUAUGCCAAAAUACAUACCUUAUUAUAUUAAAUUUAUAAUCCUUAUGUUCAAAUCAACAUAGAAGAAUCAAAAAUAUGUAUUUGGUAGCAAUAUUUGAAAGGAGAAAUUAAUAAAUCAUUGAAUGAAUAUAUAGAAGAAGAGGAUAAGAGGAUGAAAAAGAAUGACAAUCAAAAUGUUUUUAUUGUAAAAAUAUCCACAAAAUUUACAAAAUUUAAAGAAGAAAUACAAAAAAUUAAAUAGUAGUUGGACGAAUUGUCUAUAGAAACUAUCGAAAUAUAGAAUGACAAUAUCUAACUACAAAGUUUAAUUUAUUAAAUUGAUUUAAAAAAAAUUUUAAAUAAUUUCCAAUAACAAGAAAAGGAAAAAAUAGCAUAAAUUAAUUACUUAGGGGGAGGAGGGGGGGGGGGUCAGUAAUGGAAAUAUUAAUUUGCAGUCAUUUAUUAUAAUAAAUACACAGUAAAUUCUAUUUAAAAUUAAAUAAAAAAUAACUUCAUUAAUGACCUAAAAUACAUUACUAUUUAAACUCCUUUCAUCUAAAUUAUGAAACAUCUUCAUUUAGAAAUUCCAAGGUUGAUUUUGGAAAAAGAUAUUAUUCCUAUAAUCCCACAAGAAAAUAAAUAAUAAGUCAUUCUUGUAGGAAGAAGCCUAGAUUUAGAGCAAGUUCAAAACAUUAAUGAAGAAAUGAAGGAAUUAUUUGAGAAAUAUAAAAUGGAAAUAAGACUUACUAUCAAUUAAAAAUCUCUUGCAGAUCAAAUAAAAUAGAAGUUACAAGAGCAGUAAUUUUGUACAUCAAUUUACGAUCCAAAAAAGUAUAUGUUAAAAAUCGAAAUUUAUAAGCAAGACUUCCAGAAUAUCAUUAAAAGCUUAAAAGAAUUAGAAAAAUCUUAUGAGAUUUGGAAGGUAUAUCAUUUUGAUUCUAAUUAAAUCGAACCCAAAUCUAUAAAAGAGAUAGAGAAAAAAGAAUAAGUUAUUAUUGAUGUUAAAAAUAUAUCUAUCAUUGAUCCUAUUUCUGCUGAAGGGUUUCUUAUAAAUACAGUAAAUACUGCAAAAAUAAAAUUCAUUUAAGGAAAUAUCUCAUAAAUUUAAUGUUAAGCAAUUGUUCUAGAAUUUGUGAAAAAUGUUGACUUUAGUAAAGAGAUAAUUUAAAACGAUUAAGUUAAAACUCUAAUAAACUUCAUCGAAGGAGAAAAUGAUAAAGAUACGCUAUUUUUAUAAUGGAGAUAUUUAAGUAAAGCAAAAGAUCUAGAAGAUGUUACUUAUAUAGAAUUCCAUCAUCAAAAGCAUUUAAAAUACUUAAUUCAAGUAUACCCAAAAUUUUAUAGAAAAGCUGCAAAUUUAGAAAAUUAUUAAUGCCAUGUUUACUCUUUGAUCGCAUAAGUUUUUGAAACAUGCAAAUUUUUGAAUAUAACAUAAAUUGCAUUUCCGCUCAUUGGAUCUGGUGUAUUCGGAAACGAUGUGAAGCAAACAUAAGAAGUUUUAAUUUAGGGAAUUAUAUCCUAACUCUCAUUAUAAAAUUGCAUCUCUUAGGUAUUUGUAGUGAUAUAGAAUGAAUCAGAUUACAAAUAAGUAUAAGAAUAUUGUAAAAGCGGUUAAUUUUCGAAGAAGACUACCAAGCUUGAUUUUUUUCGAGAAACUAUGAGUAGUUCAAAGAAUUCAUGUUGCUAAAUUGAAAUGGAUGGUGAUUUCAUGGAUAUUGAAGGUUCUGAUGCUAAUGAACUCAUUUUUAAUUCACAUUAACAACUAAAUCAGGGAGAAGAAAUUGAUAAUUUUAAUGUUACUUACCCUUACUCAAAAUGUCCCUUCACUCAUUCAAUUGAUUUGAAAAAUAAUAAAAUGAUAGACAUAACUACUAAAUUGUAAUAGACAAUUUAGUUUAUAGAUUUGUUUAAACAAAGAAUAUACUUCAUUGAUUUUAAAUAAGUCUCAAAGAGUUUAAAUCAAUAUUUAAUAAUAAAGCAUGAAUUAUGCAAAUAGAAUGAAUUUGAAAUAUAUUAUACUUAAGACUAAGUGAUAAUUAAGAAUAAAGAACUUUACAUCAAAACCAAUGGUUUUAAUGAUUUAAAAAAAGUCAUUAUUACAUAAAGGCCAUCUUCAUCAAGAUAAACAAAUAGAUAAUCUUCUUAAUAUUUUUAACUAACAGAAUCUCCAGCUUUUUAACCGCUGAAAAACGACCCUAAAUUACAAAAGUUGUAAAUAGAGAUACUAUCUGAUAAUGAGUAAAAAAUUUUGAGAGCAUAUCAUUUAUUAAAAUAGGCUUUUAUACGAAGGACAUGA